Molecule: messenger RNA, 543 nt
Organism: Loa loa (African eye worm)
Lineage: Eukaryota; Metazoa; Nematoda; Chromadorea; Rhabditida; Onchocercidae
Exons: 6
Coding region: 1-543 (180 amino acids)
Biological process (GO): autophagy of mitochondrion; mitochondrial fission; peroxisome fission
Cellular component (GO): peroxisomal membrane; mitochondrial outer membrane
Molecular function (GO): protein binding
Source: RefSeq, a predicted model, not a curated record
AUGCAUCGUGGAACGCUGAGUUGUGGUGAUGACGAUUGCUAUGGUUCGGGACGUGGCAAUGGUCGUUUUGAGUUGCGUCUGUUCGGAAUGGAUUCUAGUGUAAUUGUGGACGAACAAAUCGAUCCAGGUGUUUUAGCCAACUUGGAAAGAACCUAUAAUGAACAAGUUGCACGUGGUAGUCCAAGUGCAAUCGCAGUGUAUUCUUAUGCCCAUGGCCUAAUCAAGUCGAAUAACCGUAAUGUGCUUAGAGGAAUCAAGCUAUUGGAAGAUUUGUUGCGGCAAGAAGUUGAGGAUAUAUCAAAACGUGAUUAUGUGUAUUAUCUUGCAAUAGCACAUACUCGCUUAAAGGAGUACGAUCGAGCUCUUGCAUAUGUUGAUAUUUUACUCAGUGCGGAGUCGAAUAAUCGUCAAGCAUUAGAUCUGAAGGAUGUGAUUAAACAGAGAAUGAAAAAGGAUGGAAUUAUUGGUAUGGCAAUAUUGGGCGGAGGAAUUGCUGUCAUUGGUGGUUUAGCGAUUGCUGCAUUUGCUGCUUCGAAGAGGUGA